Molecule: messenger RNA, 328 nt
Organism: Galeopterus variegatus (Sunda flying lemur)
Lineage: Eukaryota; Metazoa; Chordata; Mammalia; Dermoptera; Cynocephalidae
Gene: SNORC
Product: chromosome unknown open reading frame, human C2orf82
Exons: 2
Coding region: 53-328 (91 amino acids)
Biological process (GO): cartilage development
Cellular component (GO): cell periphery
Source: RefSeq, a predicted model, not a curated record
AGCUCAGUUCUCUGUGCAUCCCGCUCGCCAGCCACACUCGCUCACAGCCAGGAUGGCAUCCUGUGUGGCCCUGCGCAUGGCACUGCUGCUCGUCUCGGGGGUCCUGGCCCCUGCAGUGCUUACAGCCGAGGGUCCGCAGGAGCCCGCGCCCACCCUGUGGAACGAGCCCGCAGAGCUGCCGUCGGGAGAAGGCCCGGCGGAGAGCACCAGUUUGGGCCAGGAGCCCGCGGUCACCGGUCCCCCGGCCCCCACCGCCGCGCCGGGUCCGGAGGACAGCACAGCGCGGGAGCGGCUGGACCAGGGCGGUUCCGUUUAUUCUUUCUGUUGA